Molecule: messenger RNA, 2277 nt
Organism: Heteronotia binoei (common prickly gecko)
Lineage: Eukaryota; Metazoa; Chordata; Lepidosauria; Squamata; Gekkonidae
Product: vomeronasal type-2 receptor 26-like
Exons: 5
Coding region: 1-2277 (758 amino acids)
Biological process (GO): G protein-coupled receptor signaling pathway
Cellular component (GO): membrane
Molecular function (GO): G protein-coupled receptor activity
Source: RefSeq, a predicted model, not a curated record
AUGACUCUGGGUUACAACAUCUAUGAGAACUAUUCUAAUGCAAAAAUUACUUAUGAUGCGGUGAUAGACCUGCAGUCUGGUGAACAGAAGAAUGUUCCAAACUACAGCUGUGGAGGACGGAAUACGCUCCUGGCCGUUCUUGAAGGGGUCAACUCCAAAACCUCCAACCAGAUUUCUACCAUGUUAAGCAUCUAUAAAAUACCUCAGAUCAGCUAUAGUUUGGAGGACCGUGGGUUCAAAGAUGAGACUCAGCUUCCCUUUUUGUACCAGAUGGCCCCAAAGCAAGAUUCAUUUUUCAUGGGGAUUGUGAAGAUGCUCCUGCAUUUCAGAUGGACGUGGAUCGGUCUCCUUGCUUCAGAUAAUGCCCAAGGAGAAAGAUUCCUGAGGACUAUGGCCCAUGUGUUUCUCAGGAGUGCGAUUUGCAUUGCCUUCCAACACAGCAUCCCAGAACCAAAUGGUGAUGGAAUCGAGUUUCUUUCCCACGCAUAUUACAUUUACAUGCAAAGAAAAUGUAAUGUGUUUAUUUUCCAUGGAGACUCCUACUCCAUGCUUACAGUUGGGGUUUUGAUUAAAGACAUUGAGAAAACAAAAAAAUCCAUUGUGGGAAAAGUCUGGAUCACAGUAAUCUUGAAUGAUUUCAACUUGAGUUUAUUUUUGAAGAUGUUUGAUAUCCAUGGUUCUUUUUCCUUUCUGACCCAAGCAAACAGCAACACUGACUAUGACAAUUUGGGCUCCUUUCUCCGUACUCCCAGUAUAAUUGGAGAGGGAACAUUUCAUUGCUCCUAUUCAAAUGAUGGAUUGCCUGUGAAAGGCUGGACAAGAUGCAGAGAGAAAGAGGAGCGGAUAACCCCGUCCCAUGAGGAUCUUGAAAGGAUACUGUCUCAGAAUAGCUACAUCAUUUACAACUCUAUCCAGGUGGUGACACAUGCCUUAAGUGCUGCCUUCUUAUCCAGAUCUAAUCAGAAGUUGAGAGGAGGCUGGCUGGGACUUCAGAAGCUGCAGCCAUGGCAGCUUCAUCCAUUCCUGAGAAACAUUCAGUCUUACAAGAAUUCCACAGAAGGAAUUUAUUUUGAUGAGAAUGGGGACAUGGCAGUGGAUUUCGAUAUUGUGAACUGGGUGGCAAUGCCCAAUCAGUCUCUUAUAAGAGUGAAAGUUGGGAGUGUGGAGAGACAUGCUGCUCCAGAGAUAAAGUUCACCAUAGAUCAAGAUGCCAUUGUGUGGCCCAAAUGGUUUAAAGAGACACUGCCUCAUUCUAGGUGCACUGAGAUCUGCCUUCCUGGGUACACUAAAGUAAUCAAGGAAGGAAAACCAAUUUGCUGCUACGACUGUUCUCCCUGUGGGGAAGGCACAAUCUCCACUCAAGAAGAUGCAAGUCAUUGUGAUAAGUGUCCACAAGAUCAUCAGCCAAACAUGUUCCAAGACCAAUGUAUUCCCAAGCAUAUCACCUUCCUGUCCUAUGAAGAACCUUUGGGGAUCAUCCUAAAUGUACUUACUCUUUCCUUCAUCCUCAUCACAUGUUUUGUCUUGGGAAUCUUUAUCAAAUACUUAGAAACGCCACUGGUCAAAGCCAACAAUUGCAGCCUCUCUUAUGUUCUCCUCAUCUCCCUCCUGCUUUCUUUCUUUUCCUCUUUUCUCUUUAUUGGUCAGCCCCAGAAGGUGACCUGUCUUCUCCGACAAACUGCCUUCAGCACUAUCUUCUCCUUUGCUGUCUCUUCUGUGUUGGCCAAAACUGUCACUGUGGUGGUGGCCUUCAUGGCUUCAAAGCCUGGGAGCAGGAUGAGGAAAUGGCUGGGAAAGAGCUUGGCCAACUUCAUUGUCUGUUCCUGUUCCAGUAUUCAAGUGGGCAUCUGCACUCUCUGGCUGGGCAUCUCUCCCCCCUUCCUAGAGUCUGACAUACACUCCCAGUCAGGACAGAUCGUACUGCAAUGUAAUGAAGGGUCUGUGGCCAUGUUUUAUGCUGCCCUUGGCUACAUGGGGUUUCUGGCUGCUAUCUGCUUUACUGUAGCCUUCCUAGCUAGAAAGCUGCCUGGGUCAUUCAAUGAAGCCAAGCUGAUCACUUUCAGCAUGUUGGUGUUCUGCAGUGUUUGGGUGUCCUUUGUGCCCACCUACCUGAGCACUAAGGGGAAAUACAUGGUUGCUGUGCAGGUCUUCUCUAUCUUGGCCUCCAGCUUGGGCUUACUGGGCUGCAUCUUUCUUCCCAAGUGCUACAUUAUUCUACUGAGGCCUCAUCUGAAUACAAAGGAACAACUAAUGGUGAAACAAAAAGAUGGUUUCUGA